This is a messenger RNA of Aspergillus thermomutatus, 2397 nucleotides long. Its product is annotated as BRCT domain protein. Bases 1 to 2397 code for a protein of 798 amino acids. The transcript has 7 exons. Lineage: Eukaryota; Fungi; Ascomycota; Eurotiomycetes; Eurotiales; Aspergillaceae. The record is from RefSeq and is a predicted model, not a curated record. Gene Ontology annotation, biological process: mitotic G2 DNA damage checkpoint signaling; mitotic DNA replication checkpoint signaling; DNA replication initiation.
AUGGCACAGAACUCAACUUCCAACAAGGAACACCCUCUUGCGGGUGUGGUCCUCUGCUUUACCUCUAUUCUGCCAGAACAACGGACUGAGCUAGCCACAAUUGCCAGUCAGAUGGGAGCAGCUCACAAGUUCGACCUCACGUCCGAUGUCACACAUUUGCUUGUCGGCGAGAUCAAUACCGCGAAGUAUAAGUUUGUCGCACGGGAGCGGAGUGACGUUGUUGUUCUCAAACCAGAAUGGGUUGAGGCAGUGCGGCAGUCAUGGAUGCGGGGUGAAGACACCGACAUUCGGGCGUUAGAGCAGCAGUAUAGACUACCAACCUUCAUGGGCUUAGCUAUCUGCAUAACAGGCUUUGAGGAUAUGGCUUAUCGAAAUUACAUUCAGGACACCGCUGUCUCGCAUGGCGCUGACUUUAGGAAAGACCUUACGAAGAGUGUGACCCAUCUCAUCGCGCGGAACACAGAAGGCCAGAAGUACAAAUUCGCGACACAGUGGAACAUUAAAGUUGUUACGAUCAAGUGGUUCACUGACAGCAUCGAGCGUGGAAUGGUUCUUGACGAAACUCUAUACCACCCUCUUCUACCACAAGAACAGCAAGGUGUGGGCGCAUGGAAUCGCACACUGCCACCAGCCAAGGAGAAAGCUGCGGAAGCUGAGAAUUCAUCCAAUCCGCGGCCUAGGAAGCUGCGCAGGAUCGCAAGCACUAAGCUCGUUGACCAGAACGAAGGAAUCUGGGGUGAUAUCGUGGGUGCAGGAUUCGAGAACGAGCUGAGAUUGUCAACGAACAGCCAACCUAAAAACGGCAACCUGACAUCCAUGAAAAUCACGAGAAAAGCAUCCGUUGUGCAGGAAGUUAAAUCCUUUGCCAGCGAGACCACGUUUGCGGAAGCCCAGGGGUCUCGUCCAGAAACUUCUGAAGUGAGACCUGCUAACAGCAAUGGUUUUCUGGAUGGCUGUUAUUUCUUCAUAUAUGGAUUUUCUCCCAAGCAGACCGGUGUACUGCGUCACCACCUUUCAUACAACGGAGCUCAGCUCGUGAGCUCUUUAAGCGAGUUUUCGCGCCCAGACAUUCCUAAAAGAGGGCAUGGACUCUACACGAUAGUGUCGUAUAAGACGCCGCGGUCUGAGAUCCCCUCCACGGAUGAUCUGGCGUUCGAGUGUGACGUGGUGACCGACAUGUGGCUGGAGAGAUGCCUCGAGGCGAAGACCUUAGUGCCACCCGAAUCUCACAUCGCAUGUACACCCUUGCCCAUAUUUCCCAUUCCAGGAUUCCAUGGGAUGAAAAUCUGCUCGACCGGGUUUUCUCGCAUCGAUCUAUUGCAUUUAUCAAAGCUGGUCGAUUUAAUUGGUGCUACAUAUGACGAGUACCUAACGCCGAAAGCCUCUGUCCUGGUAUGCAAUGACUCGCGCUCAAUGAAUAACGAAAAGCUGCGACACACUUCCGAGUGGAAAAUCCCAGCUGUCACCGUGGAUUGGCUAUGGUCCUCCAUCCUAUCAGGGCAGAGAAAGGCAUUCGAACCAUAUAUUAUACAGAGGUUGUCGCAACCCGAAAAGAGCUUGGAAGUGCGAGCUGGCUCUCGUACGGAGCAGAAACGUCUAUCCGAGAGCUCUGAUAAGCCCAACAGGACUGCGCAGCCAGACUCCCAAAAUACGGAAUCAAAGAGACUUGAUCUGAACGGGUCCACCAAGAGCAAUGCUGCUGAUAAGCCCUCCAAACCCAAUACUGAAGAUGAAUCAGUGAAGCCACCACUUCCAUACAAACGACCCUCACAGUCAGCAUCAGUCUCACCUACCAAAGAAACCCGACCAACAAACACAGCCUCACCCUCAAACAAGCGAAAAGCAUCAGACCAAUACACAACCUCCGCACAAUCCGCAAUCGAACUCGCCGUAAGCGGAUUUCUCAAGCAAGCACGAGCAGCAAACUCGCGUUCAAAAUCCGAUACACCAGACCAAGAAAGCGAUAGCCUCCGCCGAAGGCGCCGGAAACCACUCCUCGGACGAGCACCAUCCCACUCCUCCGCACAGGGCGUCUUCUCCCGCGCCAGCUCAAUCGACACACUCAACGAAGAUGGAUGCGGCAGUGCCGUGGAAAGCAUCAACACAGAGGGGAUCAACUCUUUCCUUACAGGCGGGCGAUUCGAGCUCUCAGAAUCUCAACGUCGGAUCGAGGAAGAAGAAGAUGAGGAACCUGCAAUGACGCAGCUGAACUACGAGGAUCCCGAUGCCGUCAAAAUGCGCGAAGAGUUCCUGAGUCAUGCUGGCAAACUCGCCAAUAAGAAGAGAUCUGCCGAUCAGGGCGUGGUGGUGGGUGAGGUCAGGGAAUUGGAGGAUGUUGGCUGGGGAACAGGUCGAAGGACGAGGAAUGCGGUUAAAAAUUCGGAGGAUGAGUUGUAA